AAACAAAUUCAGAAAUAAUAUCAAUGUGCAAUUUCAGCAUUUUUUUCUUUGACGGUUUUUAAGUUAAUUUAUUUAUUUAUUAUUAUUAUUAUUAUUCUUUUUAACGACACGAAUAACAACACAUUUCACGUUCAAUCUGGUUGCUCGCUUAUUUUCCAGCAGUCAGCGUCGGUACUUUCCGCUUCAAACACAGUGAAAGUGAAAGAAAAACUACACGUCCUGAUCCUUCAUCUUUGCCUCCCGCAAUCCUGCAAUCUUUCCCCAUUUUGAAGGCCUGUAAUUGUUUCAUUAGUGUUGAUUUUUAUUCUCGUUAUAUCGGUAAUAGUGUAUUUUCCAUCCGCGAUGUCUCGGGGAUCGAGCGCGGGGUUUGACCGUCACAUCACCAUCUUUUCCCCGGAGGGAAGACUGUAUCAAGUCGAGUACGCGUUCAAAGCCAUCAACCAGAGCGGUCUGACCACGGUGGCGGUUCGGGGGAACGAUUCGGUCGUCGUGGUGACGCAGAAAAAAGUCCCGGACAAGCUCCUGGACCCCAACACCGUCACCAACAUGUUCCAGCUCACUGGAUCCAUCGGCUGUGCCAUGACCGGGAUGACAGCUGACUGCCGCUCCCAGGUGCAUCGGGCUCGCUGUGAAGCCGCCGAGUGGAAGUACAAAUUCGGCUACGAGAUCCCGGCUGAGAUGCUGUGCAAGCGCAUGGCUGACCUGUCACAGGUGUACACCCAGAACGCAGAGAUGAGACCGCUGGGCUGCUGUAUGAUUCUGAUCGCCAUGGACGACGAGUUCGGACCGGUUCUGUUCAAGUGUGACCCGGCCGGCUACUUCUGCGGCUACAAGGCGACGAGCGCCGGGGUCAAACAGACCGAGGCGAACAGCUUCCUGGAGAAGAAGAUUCGCAAGAGACCAGACCUGCCCUUCCAGAAGACUGUCGAGCUGGCAGUCACCUGUCUCUCCUCAGUCCUCUCUCUGGACUUCAAACCCAGUGAGAUCGAAGUGGGCGUGGUCACCACAGACAAACCCAAGUUCAGGUUGCUGAGCGAGGAAGAGAUUGAAGCUCAUCUGGUGGCUAUAGCAGAACGUGAUUAGACACACACACAGACUGACAGACACACACACACAGACAGCUCCCCAACACAUCCCUGCAUACAAAAGAAAAUAAAGCUUGCAUUUCUAACAUCAACAGUGUGUGUGUGUGUGUCAGUGUGUCAGUGUCUGUCAGUGUGUGUGUGUGUGUCAGUGUCUGUGUGUGAUUGUGUGUGUGUCUGUGUGUGUGUCAGUGUCUGUGUGUGAUUGUGUGUGUGUCUGUGUCAGUGUGUCAGUGUCUGUGUGUGUCAGUGUCUGUGUGUCAGUGUCUGUGUCAGUGUGUGAUUGUGUGUGUGUGUGUGUGUGUGGGCAUGUAUUACUAUCAAUGUGCGCACAAAAUUUGAGAAAAUGUCCCCACAAAGAGAGUAACUCCUGAAAAAACAACGCUGUGGGGACGUCCUCACUUUAUAAAAAACCUUUUUAAGAAUUAAAAUGCCUUAAAAAAAACAAAAAAGAAACGUGGCAAAAUAUUGAGUUUGUUGUCAAAUUUCA
Molecule: messenger RNA, 1572 nt
Organism: Acipenser ruthenus (sterlet)
Lineage: Eukaryota; Metazoa; Chordata; Actinopteri; Acipenseriformes; Acipenseridae
Product: proteasome subunit alpha type-6-like
Exons: 8
Coding region: 343-1083 (246 amino acids)
Biological process (GO): ubiquitin-dependent protein catabolic process
Cellular component (GO): proteasome core complex, alpha-subunit complex; nucleus; proteasome core complex
Source: RefSeq, a predicted model, not a curated record